Molecule: messenger RNA, 1259 nt
Organism: Chelonus insularis
Lineage: Eukaryota; Metazoa; Arthropoda; Insecta; Hymenoptera; Braconidae
Gene: Nprl2
Product: Nitrogen permease regulator-like 2
Exons: 5
Coding region: 35-1243 (402 amino acids)
Biological process (GO): positive regulation of autophagy; negative regulation of TORC1 signaling; cellular response to amino acid starvation
Cellular component (GO): GATOR1 complex; vacuolar membrane
Molecular function (GO): GTPase activator activity
Source: RefSeq, a predicted model, not a curated record
AACAUUAAUCUAUUGAACAAAUAUUUUAAGAAAAAUGUUAUAUUCUAAUUCUAAUCAUGAAGAAAAUAGUGAUGAUAAAAGUGUCAUUAGAUGUAUUUUUUUCUCAGAAUUUCAUCACAUAGCAGGACCAAAAAUUACCUGUCAGGUUCCUGACAAUUAUGUUUCCAAGGAUAUAUUCGAUAAUGUUAGUGUAUAUAUCAUUCCCAAAGCACAACUUCAAAGGAGUACUCUCACAGUAACAUUAAGAGACUGCAAAAUUUUAGGAUUUCCCGUAAAGAUUGACAAUAAAAAGUAUGCUAGAAAUGCUUUCUAUUUUAAUUUAUGUUUUGUAUGUGACGCUGAAGCUCGAACAGUCCACUAUGAGCCGGUGGUGAAAAAGAUGUCUGAUUUUCUGAUGGCUUUAGAAGUGGAAAAUGGUUUUUUAUCUUCAGUCAGUGAUGAUAAAACUCGCCUUACUGAGAUGCUCAGACAAGUGAUGAAUGAUCUCAACAGUCAUAAUAUGUGCACUUUAACCGAAGGAACAAUGACAACUCAUCUGAAGGUGGUUCGAUUGGCAGCUGAACCUAAACCAGUUCUUGAUCAUCAAGUUCCAGUAUUUCUAGUGAAUCGUGAUACAUUCUGCAGUGAUCAAUGGGACCUUACAACUCAACAAGUAUUACCUUACAUUGAUGGAUUCAAUCACGUUGCUCGUAUUGCUGCUGAAGCUGAUGUAGAGAAUAAUCUUGUAAAAAGUUGUGUACAAAAUUUAGUCUAUUAUGGAGUAGUUACUUUGAUUCCUAUAUUUCAAUACUGUAAUGUUUAUACUACUACAUCCAAGCUUGGAACGUUAGCAGAAAAUUCAGAUUUACAAAGGAGAUGUGUCAAUUACGUAUCUAAAUCAUGCCGACAACCAGCACAUCUUCGUGAUAUUUAUAGAAUGUACGCAAGUAUGACGCAUGGAACGAGUGUAAGAGACUUAUGCCAGCGUUUAAAUCCCCAGAAUUUAAUGAUAAACGAAAGAAAGCUUGUGCAAUUCGGAUUAAUAGAAGGAUUGAUUCGAAGAGUUUAUAAAUAUCCAAUUUAUUUGAAAGGAUCAUUUAUUGAUAUUGACGAGAAUGGUGAAGACUGUAAAAGUGAUCCCAUUUAUAAAUAUUUCACAGGAGCUUAUAGCCUUGAUGAAAUUUGUUGUAAUACUGGUCAGUCAGUGGCACAGAUUGAUGAUAUCAUUGAGAAAGAUGCCAAUGUUGUUGUUUUAUUUAAAUAAAAGAUAUUUAAUGAAA